Leguminivora glycinivorella is the source of this 1062-nucleotide messenger RNA. RefSeq names its product lipase member I-like. The record is from RefSeq and is a predicted model, not a curated record. NCBI's taxonomy places the organism in Eukaryota, Metazoa, Arthropoda, Insecta, Lepidoptera, Tortricidae. The transcript is spliced from 8 exons. Bases 92 to 1003 code for a protein of 303 amino acids. Gene Ontology annotation, molecular function: lipase activity.
UAAGUAAAUCUGCAAUAAAUUUUAAUUGAUAACAUAUGAAUAUAAAACGGCCACUGGCCUGAAGAUCGCCAGCAUUCUGCCAACUGGAGCCAUGGUGUCUACUGUUGCGGUUUUUCUGUGUGCUGCAUUUGCAGUGUUCUCGGGCGCGGCGGCUCAGACGACCUACUUGCCCGAUUCGCAAAAUGUAUACCAUCUCUUCACUAGGCAAAACCCAAGCGUCAGCCAGCCCAUGGUCCUCGGUUUCCCCACGCUCAUCGGCUCCAACUUCAACCCGGCUCGCCGCACCGUACUCAUCGUCCACGGCUGGGACUCCGAUGCCGUCUCCGCUUUCAACACCGCUCUGGUCCCUGCCAUCCUGUCUGCCGCGGACGUGAACCUGAUCGCCCUCGACUGGAGCGCCGGCGCCCGCACCACCGACCAGAACGUGCUCAUCAGCCACAACGUGCCACUCUGCGCUAACAGCGCGGCCCGUUUCAUCGUCUGGCUGAGCCAGCAGACCGGCGCGACUAUUGACCAGUACCACAUCAUCGGCUUCGAAGUCGGUGCCCAUCUCAGCGGCAUCAUCGGCCGGUACCUCGACGGACAAGUGCCUUUCAUUACUGCCCUAGCCCCGACCCGCCACGGGUUCAACUCGACCAACCAAUUCUUCCCGACCGACGGUGGCUACACCGAGGCCAUCCACACCGACGUGUACGGCUCCGGUGUGCAUGAACCCGUAGCCAUGUCCGAUUUCUACCCUAACAAUGGAUUCUUCCAGCCCGGAUGCGAGCUCGUGGACUGGGAGUGCAGCCGUGAUAGGGCUUUCCUAUACUUCGCUGAGUCGGUCGCUUCCGGAGGCUUCACAGCGGCCCGUUGCGAAGGCGAUUUCGACCACGACGUCAUCCUGCCCAUCAACUGCGACCCUGAAGAGACCCUGCCGAUGGGAGGCCUGACUGAUAAGACUGGAAAUUUCGGAUUCUACUCCUUGCCGGUGAACGCGCAAUCCCCCUUCUCCCAGGGUUAAUAAUAAUAACUAAUCUACUGACCUUUGAGGUACUUGUCAAAUAAAAUUUUACUAUUCUA